GCGGCCCGGCCGGGGCGCGGAGAUCCCCGCGGAUCGCUCCGCACCCCCCGGGAAAGGUGCGCCGAGGGGAUCGGCGGGGGGCGGGGGAGGAGAGGCAGCUGCAGCUGCCGGGGAGGAGGCCCGGCGGAGCGGCAGCAAAGUCAUCGCUAUCGGCCCCCCCUCGGCUGGCUUCGGGCUCGGCGCUCUCCAUGUCUCUGGCUCUGGGCAGCGGCCGCCACAGCAGCGAGUAGGGGGGGAGGAGGAGGAGGAGGAGGAGGAAGAAGAAGGGAGCCCGGGAGUGCCUCCCUCCCUCCCUCCCUCCCUCCCCCCGGCAGCCCCGGCCGCCUCCCGUCCCCUCGCCCCGCGUCCCUGCCUUCCCCUCCCCAAGAUGGGCUGUUUAGGGAACAGCAAGACGGAGGAUCAGCGCAACGAGGAGAAGGCGCAGCGGGAGGCCAACAAGAAGAUCGAGAAGCAGCUGCAGAAGGACAAGCAGGUCUAUAGGGCCACGCACCGGCUCCUCCUGCUGGGUGCUGGUGAAUCCGGUAAAAGCACAAUAGUCAAGCAGAUGAGGAUCCUGCACGUGAAUGGAUUUAAUGCUGAGGAGAAGAAAAUGAAAAUUCAGGAUAUUAAAAACAAUAUUAAAGAAGCUAUAGAGACAAUAGUGACAGCAAUGGGCAAUUUGGCACCUCCAGUGGAACUAGCCAAUCCAGAGAACCAGUUUCGAAUCGACUACAUCUUAAAUUUAGCAAACCAGAUAGACUUCGAUUUCCCUCCGGAGUUUUAUGAACACACAAAAACCCUGUGGCAGGAUGAAGGUGUGAAAGCCUGCUACGAGAGAUCCAACGAGUACCAGCUGAUUGACUGUGCCCAGUAUUUUCUAGACAAGAUUGACAUAGUCAAACAGAACGAGUACACCCCGUCUGACCAGGAUCUUCUCAGAUGCAGAGUUUUGACAUCAGGAAUUUUUGAAACCAAGUUUCAGGUGGAUAAAGUAAAUUUCCACAUGUUUGAUGUUGGAGGGCAACGAGAUGAACGCCGAAAAUGGAUCCAGUGUUUUAAUGAUGUGACUGCUAUCAUAUUUGUGGUGGCCAGCAGUAGCUACAACAUGGUGAUACGAGAGGACAAUCAGACCAACCGGCUGCAGGAGGCACUAAACCUCUUCAAGAGUAUCUGGAACAACAGGUGGCUACGGACCAUUUCAGUAAUCCUUUUCCUGAAUAAACAAGAUUUGCUAGCAGAGAAAGUUUUGGCAGGGAAAUCUAAAAUUGAAGACUACUUUCCAGAAUUUGCUCGCUACACUACACCAGAUGAUGCAACACCAGAGCCUGGUGAGGAUCCCAGAGUUACAAGGGCCAAGUAUUUUAUUAGAGACGAGUUUCUUAGAAUCAGCACAGCAAGUGGAGAUGGAAGGCACUACUGCUACCCUCACUUCACGUGUGCCGUGGACACAGAGAACAUCCGGAGGGUUUUCAAUGACUGUCGGGACAUUAUUCAGCGCAUGCACCUUCGCCAAUACGAGUUGUUGUGAUGGAGAGCACUUUUUUCUGUGUUUUGGACUCCUUGUUCCUUAUUAAAAAAAAAGAAAAAAACACCCUUGCCCACAUAGGGUGGAAGAGAACUGUUUGAAUCUCCCAUUGAUUUGCACCCCUCAACUUUUUCUCCUUGCUGGACAAUAGCAGCACUUCUAAGCUUGCUUCUGUACCCCUCGGACAGUUUGAGAUGGCCCCUAACACUUAAAAGGCCAUUUCCAUGAGGAUUCCCUAACACUGUUAUUAACAAAAAAGAGAGAAAAAACCAAACCAAGCAAACAAACAAAAAAAAAAAAGAAAUAAAAACCUAAUUAAUUAAAAGCCCUGAAUGUGGAGCACCUGAAAGAAUUGGGGAUGAAAAAAUUAAAACGUUGAAACAAAAAUUGGGGGAGAGAAAACUUUAAGUAAUUUAGCACUGCUGUGGGCAUAAUCCUAUAACCCGUGAUCUCCACUUUGUAUCACUCACUGCAUCCGAGUAACGAAGGUGCCAAGUCACAGACCAAGGUUGAAGACAGACCCUUGAGUUUGGUUCUCUGACUGUAAUGUGGCUUUGGGCGGAAAUACUGACAAUUCUCCAACAGACCUAGACAGUGCAAAAACCAACUGCUACCUUUCAGAAGGGUAUUUUUAAAACCAGUCUUGGUGGUCUAAAGACAACCAUGGACAUUUAUGAAUUGAACUGCGUAUGGCCUGUGAUUGCAGAAAGAGUUAACCACACACUGUUUUCAGUUUGUCCACUGAUGAUCCCGUCUGCUCUAAAAAUCAUUAUCUAGACUGUAGUCCUCACAGUCUUUCCCUUCUUUUUCUUCUUCCCUUCCCUCAUUUUUUAUUUUACUGCUGGAUUAUUAUUCUUGUACAGACUGUAAAAUGUAUUAUUUUGUACAACUUUAUUGAAAAUAACUUGUAGAAGAUCUUUGUGCCUUGAUUAUGGCUGUACCUGUACAAUGAGCUAAGAUGUAAGUAUGUUUGAUUGCGCUGUACAGCUUUGUCAACCCUAUCUGCAGCAUUAGCUCAAGGUAGGGAAAAUUUAUCUGUAGUUUAGUUUUUCUGGUUUAUAAAAGAAGGAAAAAUACUGUUUAGUAAAAAAAAAAAGGAAAAAAAAGGAAAA
Zonotrichia leucophrys gambelii is the source of this 2616-nucleotide messenger RNA. RefSeq names its product GNAS complex locus (gene GNAS). The record is from RefSeq and is a predicted model, not a curated record. Bases 368 to 1507 code for a protein of 379 amino acids. Gene Ontology annotation, biological process: sensory perception of chemical stimulus; adenylate cyclase-activating dopamine receptor signaling pathway. NCBI's taxonomy places the organism in Eukaryota, Metazoa, Chordata, Aves, Passeriformes, Passerellidae. Gene Ontology annotation, cellular component: heterotrimeric G-protein complex. The transcript has 12 exons. Gene Ontology annotation, molecular function: corticotropin-releasing hormone receptor 1 binding; insulin-like growth factor receptor binding; ionotropic glutamate receptor binding.